Molecule: messenger RNA, 594 nt
Organism: Eutrema salsugineum
Lineage: Eukaryota; Viridiplantae; Streptophyta; Magnoliopsida; Brassicales; Brassicaceae
Product: chromatin-remodeling complex subunit ies6
Exons: 3
Coding region: 90-461 (123 amino acids)
Biological process (GO): chromatin remodeling
Cellular component (GO): Ino80 complex
Source: RefSeq, a predicted model, not a curated record
AUAAGGAAGGAUUCUUCGUCGUCGUCCUCCUCGAUCGGAUUUGGUACCUAACCAAACCUCUAGGGUUUGACACAGAGAGAGAGAGAGAGAUGGAGGCCGAGCUGGUGGAGGCAGAUAUAGUAGUUCCGAUGAAAUUGAGCUUUAAGAAGAUACAGGCGUAUGAAAAGUACCCAAAGGGUCAGUCUCGAGGAAGGUGGAAACACCUCAAGCAGAUUCUUCAAGCAGAGAAUUUCCAAGAUUAUCCUCCCGAAGAACCCAAUUAUAUGAACAUAGAGUCGGCUCCAUCGACUCAACCAUGCAAGAGAAUUUGCGACAUAACUGGAUAUCAGGCACCAUAUGUAGACCCAAGAACGAAUCUGCGGUAUGCAAAUGCGGAUGUGUUCAAGACUCUAAGGUCACUCUCUACCGAGCAAGUCCAGCAGUAUCUCUCCAUUCGCAAUGCUGCUGUUGUUCUCAAGUAGCUUGCUUCUUCAGCUCACACAAGACCAGUCCAUAUCUCUUAUUCUUACUUGUAUAACCAUUAUUAUGUUGAUCGCUUUUGUGCACCUUAUUAUAAGGGACAUGGUUCUAAAGUUUUCAAACAUAUUUGAAUUA